This is a messenger RNA of Fomitiporia mediterranea MF3/22, 1677 nucleotides long. RefSeq names its product alpha/beta-hydrolase. Bases 1 to 1677 code for a protein of 558 amino acids. Lineage: Eukaryota; Fungi; Basidiomycota; Agaricomycetes; Hymenochaetales; Hymenochaetaceae. The transcript has 11 exons. The record is from RefSeq and is a predicted model, not a curated record.
AUGAUGUACUUGGGCUCGUUCCGUUCUUGCCUGGUAAUACCAUUCGUGGUGCUGUCUGUCGUUUCCGCACCACCUCAGCCCUCUUCGCCUCUUGGUCCAGUAGUCCACCUUAGCUAUGCGGCCUUCGUCGGAAACUCCACAUCACCAACUGGAGAGGCGAAUGGGCCGGUGACUUUCUUUGGAGGAAUACGUUAUGCUAAACCUCCCCUCGGUGAUCUGCGCUUCAGAGCUCCCGCUCAAUUGGAUGAAACUGUUGUAAAUCCCGGAAAUAUCACAAUUACAGAUGCUCGUAACUGGGGUCCACCGUGUAUUCAGCAGCCAGCACAGGUAGGAAUUGGAGAUGAAGAUUGUCUAAGGAUAAAUAUCUGGAAACCAAGUGACGCCAAAGAGGGAGACAAACUCCCUGUCUUGUUCUAUAUCCACAAUCCCGAAAGCUUCCCAUUGUAUGAUCUAGUCAAUCAAUCGAAUCCAAAAAUCGUUGGUGUCAACUUCGGGUAUCGUCUCAAUAUGUUAGGUUUUCUCGCCGGGAGUGCAGUUGUAGAAGAUGGCGAUCAGAAUGCAGGUCUACUCGAUCAACAAGCUGCUCUUGAAUGGGUAACCAGGCAUAUUGCGAACUUCGGUGGUGACCCCAACCAGAUAACAAUUGACGGUGAGAGUGCAGGAGGCGCAAGCGUUGUGAUGCAUAUGGUCGCUUUCGGAGCGUCCAAGCCGGCCCUAUUCAACCGCGCUAUUGCGCAAUCCAUAGGUUACGGAUCUAUUCCUACGGCAGAUGAAUCUGAAGCUAAUUUUAAGAAGGUAACGGAGACUGUCGGAUGUCCUGAUUCUGGUUCACAAGCCAUGUCAUGUCUUCGAACUGCUUCAGUCGGCGCCAUUGUUGCUGCAAUCAACGAAGCCGGUGGCUUCUCUCCCGUCGUAGACGGGCCCAAUGGUAUCCUACCAGAUUUGCCAAAUACGCUUCUCACACAAGGCAAAUUUCAUACGGUCGACUUCAUUGGCGGUGAUUGCACGAACGAUGGAACUAUGUUUGUGGGAGGGACCCCAGAUGACUUCAAGACAGAUGAAGAUAUCAUCGAGCGUGUGUUUGGGAAAUUCACAGCCAUGACGAACGAAACGAUCCAAAAGGCGCUGUCUCUUUAUCCGGAACCAGGCGCACCUGGUAGUCCAUUCACAUCGCAAUUCGAUCGUGCAUCAACUAUAGAGCAAGAUACGAUUUUCAGUUGCAUGGACUGGUCUAUUGCAAACGCGCUCCAGCAGAGAAAAGUAAAUAAUGUAUUCACGUUCAGGUUUAACUCACCAAAUCCUGUUCUACUUGCACAAACGCCCUUCGAAGGAGUCAUGCACACGUCUGACCUUUUCUAUUUGUUCAGUGCUACUAUUAGUUCCCAGCCCAACGCAGGUUUUAGCUUUACCCCGUUCAACACUGCUGAGGCAGUGCUUUCGAGAGAUGCAAUUGGAUUCUGGUCGUCUUUCGCAUCAUCCGGAAAUCCAUCGACUUCUCGUGUAGCAACGUCGCCUGCAUGGAAGCCGUUCUCUUCAGGAGAGCGUAUGGUUCUGAACCAACCAUCAAAUGCAAGCGUGAUGGGAAGCACGUCUGUGUUGGAGACAACUCCGCCAGAGCAGAUUGAACGGUGCAAGUUCUGGAUGGCACUCAAUACUACUGAACAGACGAGGUUCUGA